AUUAAAAUGAUAUUUAAACUAAUGUCUCUAUGCUUAUUGCCUUUUUGUAAUUGUUUAGAAGAAAUUCCGCAUGCUUGUUUGAAUAGAACUUCGGGAAACUAUUAUUGUUGUUCUGAUUUUGAAGAAAAAGAUGGGAAAUGUGUUGCAUGUGAAACUGGAUUUACCUCAGAUAACGGUGAACCUUGUAUACAAUGCAGUGGGAUAUUCUUUGGCGAUCGAUGUAUCUACGAAUGCAAUUGUCAGCACAAUCAAAAAUGUCACCAUAUCCACGGAUGCAUAAUUGAGCACUCCUUGAAACCAACACCAACACCAACAAGUUUGGUCCUUAUUACUACUGACAUUGAUACACAUGAAAAAGAGACAACGACAACCAGAGACAUAGAAUACUCCCAAACCUAUUUAACUACAACGUCGCCGGUGCAGGAAGUUAGUUGUAUGGUUUCUACUGAACAAACGCCAGGGUUUCAAUUAGAACUUCUUAUCUACUCUGCUUCCGUAACCGGUUUUACAUUGAUACUUAUAAUCUAUGUAUGCAAGAAAUGUACCUUCAGGAGAAAAACUUCAAGCGUAUCUAUGUCGUUAAAUGACGAAGUAAAUCCAAACGAUCCUCCAAACGAAAGGCACGAGACAUUUGAGUUGAGCGAAGGAUUAUACCACACUAUUAAUGAAGAUUACAUUUUAAAUAUAAGUAUAAACGACAAUCCAUAUUUAGAAGCGGUGGACGGAUCAUCAGACUCAGACAGUAUUAAAAACGACAACGGAGAAAAAGUGAGAUACACUCCACCUAACCGCAGACAAAUCACAACGACCUCUGACAAACAUCCAUACGAGAAAAGCCGACCGGUUAGCUUUAAAAGUCAUGACCAAAUUUCCAGCAUCCAAGAAAACGACCAAGACUAUCUUACGCCUAAGCCAACAGAUAAUAGUCCAUUGACAUUUGAAGCUGAAAUAUUUGCAAUGAUUCAUGCAGAGACGUCCUCGUCCACAGGAUCGGAAAAUGAUAAAAACGAUAAAAACGAUGGUAUUGAUUAUUUAAACCCUUACCAACCUUUAGAAAAGUGUAAUCAAACUGAAAAAGAUAAUGGUUAUGACAUUCCAUUGCCCGGUCCAACAAAGUAAACUCUUGGCAAUGUCGUUAAACAAUUGUCUAAAUAUGAAAAAAAAAACAAUACAGAAACUUUGCGAUUGAUACUCUUGUUCAUAUCGUACCAGUAAUAAUGACACAGGAAGCCAAUUACUAGUUUUUUAAUUGGAUUUUAUUUAUGUUUAUCUUACUUAAACCAGGAUAUUAUCAACUUAAAGAUGUAUUGUCUCAAUAUAUAUACUUAGAUCUUUCAUGAAACUGAGAUCAUCUUCGUUUUUCUGGGAAAUAUGCAGAUAAAACGAAAUAUUCUGCUUUCAUGAGAAGGUUACACAUGGUAUUGUCCUAUGUGUCAUUUUGAGAUAUAUUGUAGAUUGAGAUAAAUUCUUGAAAAAAUUCAUAAAAUUAAACAUAGGAUACCAUGCUUGUUUUCGAGAAAAAUGAGAAUCAACAUUUUACAAUUUCGCGAAAUUUUCUUUUACCUUUGAGAUUUUCUAAACUCUAACAGGGCCAUUAUGAAAAAAACAGGGCCAUUAUGAAAAAACAGUGCCAUUAUGAAAAAAAAACAGGGCCAUUAUGAAUAAUCAGGGUUAUUACGGAUUUUCUAUUGUUAUCAAUUCAAAUACAUUUCUGGGGAAAAGAAACAUCAAGAAAUUGAAAGUUCUCAAGAAUCAUGACUCAGUAUCUUAUUUGACCCAGUUGUCAAGUUAAUAGUUACAUUACACAUUUCAUGAUGGGUAUCAAUUUAUUUGAUAUUGAGUUUUAAAAUCAAGACUGAAAUCUUGUAUUUUGUAUGCAAUAGAUAGCUUUGAAUAGGACACUAAUUAAACUAUAUUUACAUUUACAUGUUGUUCCAUCACAUCACUUUUAAAGUUUCUUUUUAAUGUUGCAUUUGGUAUAAUUAUAUAUAUAGUUUCUCCACAAAAACAUUAUUUGGCUUGAUUAGAUCUUACACAUUGACGGUUUGGUAAAUGAGAAAUGUGUGUUUUCAAAUUGACCAUGUUAUUUGUCCUCGGUGAGUUAUAAUGGCAUCGGGGGCUGUAAUGUCCCUCGGCGUUGCCUCGUGCCAUUACUGGCAUCUUCGACCAUUAUAACAGACCUUGGACAUAUAACAGGGCCAUUAUGAAAACACCCAUUAAUUAAUACUAUAGUAUUUAUAUUUUACUUGAUUUGUCUUUUAUCGGGAAAGUGUAUAUGAAAUUAUGUUUAAGUGUACUGUAUGUGCUAUCAACUACUAGCAAAUUUUUGUUGGCGUCUUUGUCAGAUUUAUUUGUAUGUUUGUUUGAAUUUUAAAGCCAGUUUGUUUGUCUGUCUGUGAAGUAUGUUUAUACAGUUUUGGCUGCUGGAUCCCAAUUAUAAGGAAACUAUA
Molecule: messenger RNA, 2450 nt
Organism: Mytilus californianus (California mussel)
Lineage: Eukaryota; Metazoa; Mollusca; Bivalvia; Mytilida; Mytilidae
Exons: 6
Coding region: 7-1119 (370 amino acids)
Source: RefSeq, a predicted model, not a curated record